AUUCCCAAAGAGUAGAGAUGCCAAGAAUGGAUGUGGAAGUAGUCAAGGGCCAGAUGGUCGUCCUUCAAGCCUGGUACAGCCCCACAUCCGACAUCAGCAAGAACACUGUCAUCUGGAACUUCAUGGCCAACGACUCCAAGCAGGUCAUCUCGUAUAGCUCUGGCCAGAUCGGCAUUGGGAGUCCGGAGUUCCGAAGUCGAGUGGGCUUUGCCCUCUCCAUGCCCUCCACCAACCUGUCCAUCUUCAUCAACAACACGCAGGAGGCCGACACGGGCCGCUAUCUCUGCAACGUCAUCGUUCCGGGGGCCCCUGGCCUUUCUGGCGAGCUCAGCCUAAACGUCAAGGGUACCCUUCAUGAUUUUUAACAUGUGCGGUUAUGUGUCACUUAACACCCUUCCACACAAUGUUCAAUUCCCAUAUAAAGUCUCGUAAGGUUUAAAUGGUUGAAAUAUCCUAAUCACCUAAUGGCACAUGGGCGCAAGUGGCCAUCGUGCACCACAUAUAGCCAGUGUGAACAAAGUGGCUGCACUGCCAGCCAUAUAACUGUGCAGAACA
Messenger RNA from Paramormyrops kingsleyae, 555 nucleotides. NCBI's taxonomy places the organism in Eukaryota, Metazoa, Chordata, Actinopteri, Osteoglossiformes, Mormyridae. The record is from RefSeq and is a predicted model, not a curated record.